AUGUCUCGCAACGACAUGGGCCCCCCGGCCAAACGGCAAAAGCCCUCUGGGCACCUCCCACCAGGGCUACGCGACGCCAAACGGAAGGACAUUGAUAAUUGGGAGACUAAUCGAAUGCUCACAUCCGGUGUAGCGCAGCGACGCGAUCACGAAGGCGACUUUACGGUCGAUGAUGAUGAAGCCACUCGAGUGCAUUUACUUGUUCACGACCUCCGGCCGCCUUUCCUCGAUGGCCGCACGAUCUUUACGAAGCAGCUGGAACCGAUAUCCGCUCUGCGAGAUCCACAAAGCGAUAUGGCUGUUUUUAGUCGGAAAGGAAGUAAGGUCGUUCGUGACCGCCGACAGCAGCGUGAAAGACAGAAGCAAGCGCAGGAAGCGACAAACAUGGCUGGCACAGCCCUGGGCAAUCUCAUGGGUGUCAAAGAGGACGAGGGAGACAGUGCAGUCGCUAUGCCUGUCGAAGACACAUACAAAGGAGGGGGCAAUAAAUUUGCCAAGCAUAUGAAGAAGGACGAAGGCGGCGCCAGUGCUUUCAGCAAAAGCAAGACCAUGCGCGAGCAGAGAGAGUAUCUGCCGGCCUUUGCCGUGCGCGAAGAUCUCUUGAGAGUCAUCCGAGACAACCAGGUUGUGAUUGUUGUCGGAGAAACUGGAUCUGGAAAAACCACCCAGUUAACGCAGUUCUUACACGAGGAUGGUUACUCCAAGUACGGAAUGAUUGGGUGCACACAGCCUCGUCGUGUGGCUGCCAUGAGUGUCGCAAAGCGAGUCAGUGAAGAGAUGGAAGUAGAUCUUGGCAGUACUGUUGGAUAUGCUAUCCGUUUUGAAGAUUGCACGAGCAAUGAAACAGUGAUCAAGUACAUGACAGAUGGUGUGCUGCUCCGAGAAUCUUUAGUCCAGACGGAUCUUGACAAAUACUCGUGCAUCAUUAUGGACGAGGCUCACGAACGUGCUCUCAAUACCGAUGUUCUCAUGGGUCUCCUCAAAAAAGUCCUGGCUCGACGCCGGGACUUGAAACUGAUUGUUACUUCCGCAACGAUGAACUCGGAACGCUUUUCUCGCUUCUAUGGUGGCGCUCCGGAGUUUAUCAUUCCCGGUAGAACAUUCCCCGUGGAUCUUCACUUCUCGCGCACGCCCUGUGAAGAUUAUGUCGACAGCGCGGUCAAGCAGGUCCUGGCUAUCCAUGUUUCUCAAGGUCCUGGUGACAUUCUUGUUUUCAUGACCGGACAAGAAGAUAUUGAAGCAACCUGUGAACUAGUCGCUGACCGGUUGAAGUUGCUGAAUGACCCACCCAAGCUCAGCAUCUUACCUAUCUACAGUCAAAUGCCCGCUGAACAGCAGGCCAAAAUCUUCGAAAAGGCCGCACCAGGCGUGCGCAAAGUCAUCGUGGCUACGAAUAUUGCCGAGACCAGUUUGACGGUCGACGGAAUCAUGUACGUUGUGGACGCAGGCUACUCCAAGUUGAAGGUGUACAACCCACGCAUGGGUAUGGACACUCUUCAGAUCACGCCAAUCUCCCAAGCCAACGCCAACCAGCGAUCUGGACGUGCUGGAAGAACUGGGCCCGGUAAGGCCUAUCGUCUGUAUACCGAGACGGCUUACAAGAAUGAGCUGUACAUCCAGACAAUUCCUGAAAUCCAGCGUACUAGUCUAUCGAACACUGUGCUUCUGUUAAAGUCUCUUGGUGUGAAAGACCUUUUGGACUUUGACUUCAUGGAUCCACCUCCACAAGAAACAAUCUCCACGUCUCUCUUCGAGCUCUGGUCACUAGGUGCUCUAGACAAUAUGGGCGAUCUUACACCGCUGGGUCGCCAGAUGACACCUUUCCCAAUGGAUCCCACCCUCGGCAAGCUCAUCAUCAUGGCUGCCCAAGAAUACGAGUGCAGCGAGGAAAUGUUAACCAUUGUCUCGAUGCUUUCGGUCCCAAAUGUCUGGUACCGUCCCAAAGAACGAAUGGAAGAAUCCGACUCAGCCCGCGAGAAAUUCUUCGUCCCAGAAUCCGACCACCUAACCCUCCUCCACGUAUACACCCAGUGGAAAACCAACGGAUUUUCUGACUCGUGGUGUGUCAAGCACUUCCUACACGCCAAAACCCUCCGGCGCGCCAAAGAAGUCCGCGACCAGCUGCAAGAUAUCAUGACAGCCCAGCAAAUGCCCCUCAUCAGCUGCGGCACAGACUGGGACAAUAUCCGCAAAUGCAUCUGCUCAGGCUUCUACCACCAAGCCGCGCGCGUAAAGGGAAUCGGAGAGUUCAUCAACCUCCGCACGAGCGUGACAAUGGCCCUCCACCCCACAAGUGCCCUCUACGGUCUCGGCUACGUGCCCGAGUUCGUCGUUUACCACGAGUUGAUCCUGACUGCCAAAGAAUACAUGUCGACAGUGACAGCCGUCGACCCACACUGGCUCGCCGAGCUGGGCGGUGUAUUCUACUCCGUCAAAGAAAAAGGCUACUCGAAGCGCGACCGCCGCGUCACAGAGCUGGAAUUCAACAAGCGCAUGGAAAUCGAGGCGCAAAUGGCCACGGACCGUGAGCGUGUCGCUGCUGAGAAAUUAGCUGAAGAGGCACGUAACGAUCCGGCGCGGAGGAGGACCGAAAUCGAAGCUGGCGGAAAGACCGCUGUCCGUCGACCUGUAAUCAAACCAAGGGGCAAGAUUGGUGGCUUGACUGCUUCUUCGUCACGGCCUGCUGCUAAUGGGGCUGGCCGGGGUGGUGGGUCUGGUGGGAGUGUUGUUAAGAGGCCUUCUGUGCGGAGGAGACCAGGUGCGUUUUAG
Molecule: messenger RNA, 2769 nt
Organism: Penicillium soppii
Lineage: Eukaryota; Fungi; Ascomycota; Eurotiomycetes; Eurotiales; Aspergillaceae
Product: putative mRNA splicing factor RNA helicase (Prp16)
Exons: 3
Coding region: 1-2769 (922 amino acids)
Biological process (GO): mRNA splicing, via spliceosome
Cellular component (GO): intracellular anatomical structure; spliceosomal complex
Molecular function (GO): ATP binding; RNA binding
Source: RefSeq, a predicted model, not a curated record